Molecule: messenger RNA, 1821 nt
Organism: Trichobilharzia szidati
Lineage: Eukaryota; Metazoa; Platyhelminthes; Trematoda; Strigeidida; Schistosomatidae
Source: the annotation of a GenBank genome assembly
CUCGGUCGAAAGGACAAAAGCAGUCAGCUCUCACUCAAACUAACAGUCAACAUUGUAGUCAUGAUUCAGUGGAUCCUGUUAACACUCUCAUCUCUGAUAAUCCAUCAAUCUCUAUCUAUCAUACCCAUACCGGGGAAGUACACUGCUGAUAACGAGUAUUGUGUUAUCAAAGAACCGAUUGAAUUCCGUGGGAAUUAUCAUUCGUGUAUUACAAUGAAGGAGGCUAUUAAACGAUUUCAACGACGCCUUCAUCAAGAAGAUUUUCCGCAAUUAACUGCAAACAAAACCUCGUGCUUAUUCAUCACAAUUCGGUUGACAAUUACGGGAGGAUGUGAUGAGAGAGAAGCAGCACUGAGGCCAUCAAACACCAUGGAUGAAUCAUAUUCCAUUGCUUUCAUAGGAGAUGACAUUAGUUUCACAGCUACCGAAGUGUGGGGAAUCCUGCACGGAUUGGAAACCAUAUUACAACACAUAUACAGUGAUGACUGUGGUGCAAAAAUCAUAAGAAAAUUCAUAGUGCAAGAUUCACCCAGAUUUCCACAUCGUGGACUCAUGCUAGACACAUCGAAACAUUUCCUCACCAUCGGAGAAAUCCACAAGUUCAUUGAUGCAAUGGCCAUGGUGAAAAUGAAUGUUCUACACUGGCACAUCACAGACACUGAAUCAUUCCCAUACGUCUCCUCCACAUAUCCUGAACUGUCAAACAAGGGUGCAUAUCAUCCUGAGGCGUACGUGUACGAGCGUAAUGAGAUAGUUGAUUUGGUGGAGUAUGGGCGUGUUCGUGGAAUUCGAAUAAUUCCGGAGUUCGAUACACCAGCACAUACACAGUCAUGGGGAAAUGGCUAUCCCGAUGUACUCACUCCCUGUCACACUCAAGACGAAGAAGGAAAUCAGAUACUCGGUCCCGUCAAUCCAACCAAUCUCACCUUCAUUCACAAUUUGUACCAGGAAAUUCUCAGUGUAUUUUCUGCUGACAACCACGUUCAUUUGGGCGGUGAUGACGUGGAUUUCACAUGCUGGCAGUCCAAUCCCGAAAUCACAAAUUUCAUGCAGGAGAAACAAUUCAACACUGACUACUCACAGUUGGAAAACUACUACAUGGAACAACUUGUAGAAAUUGUCAAAUCGUCAUCGUUGGUAUCUGGAUCUGCAAUGGUUCCGAUUGUUUGGCAGGAUGUAUAUGAGAAUGGAUUUCGUAGUGACAAGGAUAUGAUUGUUCAAGUGCACAAAUCUGAAGGAUGGAAGAAGAGUGUUGAGGAGAUCACGGGAGCGGGAUUCAAAGUUCUCAUUUCGUCGUGUUGGAAUUUCAGUGAUGUGGGUGUCGGAGAUGACUGGCAGUUGUUCUACGAGUGUGAUCCCUUGAAUUUCGAAGGUAGUUCAGAGAAAUCCACACUGGUGGUUGGAGGAGAAGGUGUGAUUCCGGGGGACUACGUGGAUGAUGUGAAUCUGAUGUUGGUUUCAUGGCCUCAUGCUGCUGCAAUAGCUGAACAACUCUGGUCUCAAGAGAGAACGAGCACAAGUGAUUUCGGUGACCGCCUGAGUGAGCUUCGUUGUCGAAUGAGAAGACUAAAUUGGAAUGUCCAACCAGUCAAUGGAGCAGGAUUCUGUCCAAUCUGAUUGACCACGAACCGAAGCGUCUCCUUCCACUUCACACACACCAUGCACAAAGUCAGUGUGUGUGUGUGUGCAUAUUUUCACCAAAAUGUGACUCUGUAAAUCAUGCAAGUGAUUUGGUACAGCGUCAUUCUAUUUUCUCCCCUUCUCUUUCUUCUCCCACCUAAGUAACCUCACAUUCAUUUUCACAAAUAUACAAAUAUUCAG